AUGGGACUUGCUGGAUAUUAUAGAAAAUAUGUGGAAGGGUUUUCCAAGAUAGCGGCACCAAUUACCUCACUUCAGAAAAAGGAAAAAAGGUUUGAAUGGACUGAGAAGUGUGAGGAAUCAUUUCAACUCCUGAAGCAGAAAUUGACAACAGCACCAGUAUUAACAAUACCAGAUCCCAACGGACAUUUUGUAGUAAAUACAAAUGCCUCGAGUGAAGGUGUGGGAGCAGUGUUGAUGCAAGAAGGAAAGUUGUGGUUGGGAUGGUUUAGUCGAAAGUCUUCUAAGUGCUGGAGAACUAAUUUUCUGAAACAUUUCCUCAUAUUGGUCUGGUUUGAGUUUUCUGCUAUAUUUUACCCUGGCGGUAUUCUCUACUUCUUGGUUGGUUUUUUCCCUACUGGACACACGAAUUCAUUAGAACAUCAAUGGUAUUGUUUGGCUGCUUUAGAAUGCCACAUACAGGGUGUAGCAAGAAUCGAUAGUUCUACAGAACCUUCCGCUGGUGUUAAUGCAGUACUCACAACUCCAUUGUCCCUUGAUGGUGGAUGGAGAUUUGGGUUGGAAGGGCAGAAGCAGAAAAACUUUGUGAGCAGAGUUUUUAAUCUAUUCAAAUGUAUCAGACCAGGCUCUGAUCUAACUAAGUUCCAGCUGCCCCCACAGUUCAAUUUGCCCAAAUCACAGCUCCAACUUUUUGCGGAGAGUGUGUACUGCUAUUCUGAAGACUUACUAAGCAAGUGUGCACAAGGAGAAACUGCUGUGGAAAGGUUCAAUUCUGUGGUUGCAUGGAGUAUCUCUACUACCAGACCUCCAAUCUUUGGGAAAGCUCCAUACAAUCCCAUUCUUGGGGAAACUCACCAUGUCUCCUCUGGGAACCUCAAUGUGCUUCUUGAGCAGGUAUCACAUCAUCCGCCUGUAAGUGCCUUGCAUGCAACCAAUGAAUCCCAAAAGCUGGAAUUGAAUUGGUGGCAGUGUCCUCGACCUCAAUUCUAUGGAAGAUCAGUUGAAGCCACAGUCCAUGGGAAAAGAGAGCUGAAGUUGCUGGAAUUGGGUGAAACUUAUGAGAUGAAUUGUCCUCAGCUACGCGUAAAUUUCUUUCCCUUUCCAACAAUUGAAUGGAUUGGUAAUGUAGAAAUCCAGUGCAAGCAAACUGGAUUGAAGGCAAACUUAUCUUACAAAGGAAAAUCCUUCUUUGGUCUCAAGGGAUCCAACACUAGAAUCUGUGGAAGUAUCGGCCGAUACUUCCCUUCUCAAGACGUACUUUAUGAGCUACAUGGAGAUUGGGAUGGAACUGUCACGCUGAAAGACAUUAGCACGGGAAAGAUGAGCGUAUUAUACGAUGCAAAGGAAGUCAUUUCAAAUUUGAAAACUCCCAUCAUUCAUAAUGAGGAGGGAAUUGCCCCAACAGAAUCAGCUUUGAUUUGGUCGGAGGUGAGCAAGGGGAUGUUGAAAGGAGAUUGGAAUAGCGCUGCAGAAGCCAAAGUAAGAGUGGAAGAAGAACAACGAAAUCUUAAAAGACAAAGGGAAAGCAGUGGAAGGACGUGGAGUCCAAAGCACUUCAUUAGAAAAGGAGAUGGAUGGGACUAUUUGCAUACUCCAAGAUUUGUUCCACCUGCUCCCAUUAUUGUACCAUAAAAUCAAAAGAGAUGUCUUGCUGGAAAUCGAAUAGUGUUUUAUGCACCGAUUUCUUGAGCAUUUUGUCUGAAGUGUUUGUCAUUUUAUAAGUAUACCUUUAAAAAUGAAAAGAAAUAUUUUCAGACCUA
Cryptomeria japonica (Japanese cedar) is the source of this 1757-nucleotide messenger RNA. RefSeq names its product oxysterol-binding protein-related protein 4B. The transcript has 8 exons. The record is from RefSeq and is a predicted model, not a curated record. NCBI's taxonomy places the organism in Eukaryota, Viridiplantae, Streptophyta, Pinopsida, Cupressales, Cupressaceae. The coding region runs from base 1 to 1629 and encodes 542 amino acids. Gene Ontology annotation, cellular component: intracellular membrane-bounded organelle; membrane; cytosol. Gene Ontology annotation, molecular function: sterol binding.